GUAACAAAAUUAGCAUUCUUGGAGAAACAGAAGUAGAAUCUGAGUCAUUUCUGCACAAAGAGGAAUGUGAAAUAAGUAAAGAAGCAACUCAGGAUCGAAACAAACGAGUGAGAGGUGGAAAAAGCCAGAAGAGGAAGAGGCUUAAGAAAGACAUUGGUAAGAAGACGAAGAAGAAAAGGAAAGAAGACAACUCUGUAGAAAAAAGCAAAAGGCUCCGCUACCAUGAUGAAGCUGACCAAAGUGCCCUGCAGAGAAUGACACGUCUGCGUGUCACUUGGACAGUGCAAGAAGACAGCCUGCUCAUGCUCUGCAGAAUUGCCAGUCAUGUACUAAAUGCAAAGGUAAAAGGACCCUUUGUUCCAUGGCAAGUAGUACGUGAUAUCAUGCAUGCCAGCUUUGAAGAGUCCCUAGAUAAAACUUCUCAUUCUGUUGGACGAAGAGCUCGUUACAUUGUCAGAAAUCCCCAGACCUAUCUUAAUUAUAAAGUUUGCCUUGCUGAGGUUUACCAGGAUAAAGCCCUCAUUGAGGAGUUCAUGAAUAGAGAAAAUAACUAUGAAGAUCCACAGGUUUGUUCAAAAGAGUUUAAAGAGUUUGUGGAAAGACUGAAAGAGAAAUUCAGUUCAACCUUGGGCAAUCCCAAACUUGAGAUUCCUGAUACUUUGCAGGAGCUUUAUUCCAGAUUUCGAGUUUUGGCAAUUGGAGAUGACACAAGUCAAAACACCAAAGAGGACAGUCUCACCAGCAUCUAUGAUAUUCAUUUUCUGGUGCUACAGAAUCUGAUUCAGAGCACUCUGGCACUCUCUGAUAACCAGAUGAAAUCUUGCCAGUCUUUUCAGACUUUUCGUUUGUACCGCGAGUACCAGGAUGACAUUCUGGUGAAGGCUUUCGGAGAGUGCCAGAAGAGAAGCCUGGUCAAUCGCCGUCGAGUGAACCACACGCUGGGUCCCAAGAAAAGCCGAGCUUUGCCCUUCGUGCCCAUGUCCUAUCAGCUCUCUCAGAGUUACUACAGAGUUUUUACAUGGAGAUUUCCCAGUACAAUUUGUACAGAAUCCUUUCAAUUCCUUGAGAAGCUGAAGGAUAAUGAAAAAUCCGACCAGCCGGAUAGCUUUUCAUUUAAAGAUGAAGACUCAAACUCCUCAGAAAGCAUGACUGCAUUCCCUAUGGAUGGGCCUGGAGGCCAGUGCGUGGCGAUGCUUUCCCUGUUUGCCUUGGGACUUGUAUCUGUGAAUGUGAGAAUCCCAGAGCAGAUAGUGGUGGUGGACAGCACCAUGGUUGAGAAUGAAGUGAUCAAAAGUUUGGGAAAAGAAGGACUGGAGGAGGAUGAAGAGGAGGAUGAUGACUUAGAUGACAAUUCUGGAGGCAAACGGAGAAUAGAAGUAAAAGCUCGUCAAGCAUCUCAUACCAAUUACUUGCUGAUGAGAGGCUACUACGCGCCUGGAAUUGUCAGCACACGCAACCUGAGCCCCAGUGACAACAUUGUGGUUAACUCCUGCCAAGUGAAGGUUAAGCUGCGAUGUACUCCCGUGCCAGGAAGACUCAGCUAUCCAGAUUCUUCUCUGCUUGAUAAGAUGGCUGUGGGAGUCUCUUGCCUCCCUAAAACGUUCACCAGACUGAUAAAAGUGCAAGAAGAAAAUUACGAAGUUGAUGGCUUUCUUCGUGAGUGUACAGAGUGUUAUGGCUACAGUCCCAGAGAUGUGGCUGCUGUUUUGGAGAUCCGUAAUGCAAUAGAGGCAACUUCCCACUUUGGGAUUGGCAAAGCUGAACUGUGCAGACAUUUCUGCAGCUAUGAAGAAACGGGACCUGAACACACCAGGAAUUUGCAGCAGUACCUUCAGGACCUCAUCGAAAUGCAACAAGUUUUAGAAGUAGGAGCCCAUUCCGUAAGACUGGUUGCAAUAAUAUUUGCCAAGCCAUGGCUACUACAUUCAGUAUGUCUGAAGAAUAAAUCAGAUGAUUCUGGUGAGCAAGGCCCAGACACCACUGCCUCAGACACGCAGCAGGAUUAUCUGCAGCCAGGACCAAAGAAUGGGGAGGAGUGCUUAACCGAGGAGGAACAGCCAGUAAAUGACAUAAAAUCUGUCAGUGAUGAAGAACCUCCAAGGAAGAGACUUAAGAUUCAAAACGAUGAGCUACAAGAUAGCAGCCAACUCUGCCAGGGUCCACAGAGCGGUCUGAAAAGUGCAAGUGAAAAUAACUCUGACACAGAUGUUACUGCUCCUGUUAAAACAAGGGACACUUCAGGUGCUGAUGAAGAAACAGACCCCUCGGGAGGGCAGGCAGACCCUGUAGCUCAAGACUCAGCAUGUGCUUCAGAUGCUGCCAGUGUGGACAUUCAGGAGGAACAAGACAGACCUCGUUCUGAGGACAAAGAUCUUCCAGCAGAGAAUGAUGAUUUCAGCACUGAGCAGGAGAAGCAGCUCCCUGGCCUUGAAAAUCCUUCCCAGGAACAGCAUGAUGAGGUUUCCCAUUUACAGGAGAACCCCGAAGUCUCUUCAGGAAGUUCUGUGACAGACCUAUCUCAGGCAGCCCGGGACAGGGCCUGCGAGAACGUCUGCUUCCUCGGGAGACCGUGGAGGAUUGUGGAUGGGACUCUGAAUAAGCCUGUGUGCAAGGGAAUGAUGGAGGCUGUGCUCUACCACGUCAUGACAAGACCGGGCGUAACGGAACGCGUGCUGUUGCAGCACUACAUGGGAGUGCUGCAGCCCGUCGCCGUCCUGGAGAUACUGCAGGGUCUGGAAGCCCUUGGUUGCAUUAAACGAUUCUACAUGAAAAAGCCAACAGUAGUGUCUCUUUUUUCUCAUCCAGUUGUGGAAGAAGAGCUAAACAAUCCCAAACUGAGUGAAAACCCAACAAUAUACUAUGAGCCUACCAUAGACUGCACUCUCAGGCUGGGAAGAGUGUUCCCCUGUGAAGUUAAUUGGAAUAAAUGGGUACAGAUGAUCCAUGUAUAAAAGGUUAGGCUGACACAUGUUAACUUGGU
Messenger RNA from Tinamus guttatus (white-throated tinamou), 2980 nucleotides. The record is from RefSeq and is a predicted model, not a curated record. Lineage: Eukaryota; Metazoa; Chordata; Aves; Tinamiformes; Tinamidae.